GUCUGUCUGUGCUUUCAGUAGGUCUGUCUGUGCUGUCGAACGUGCAUGGCCUUAGGCUACAUAAAGCAAUGCUUGAAUCAACGCAUUAUGGACUUCAUAAUCGGUCCACCACCGAUUGCGUCCAUCAGAGCACACUUGCAUAUAUAUUUCUCAAGUGACACGUGCACUCUUGACAUGGGUGUGUCCACUUGCCAGUGUCCCCCUUGCUGCAGUGCCUUCAUGACCGAAUCGACGCUUCUCGUGGCAUCGACCAGGUCAUUAAGCAGCAGCAACAACGUGAGACACAGACAGCGUGAGACACAGACACCUGAAGGGCAGAAGGUGAGUGUCAGGUGUCGGUCGACACACGAUCUGAGCAAGUCUCUCGAGUAUAUAUAUACACCAACAUGGCAACCGUAGAUGCGUCCAUGGCUUUUAAAACAUCCUUACACGUACGUCGUCGAAAAACGAGGCCCAUCGCUGGCUGAGGCUGAGUGCAAGAGGAAGGAAGGAAAAUGAGCCAUGCAGCCCCACUCACUCACUGGCAGGCUAUCGCAUCACAUCGCAUCACAUCACAUCACAUCACAUCAUGUCGAUCACAUCGAGAACGCCCCUCUAGUCAGUCAGUGAGUGCGUGAGCAUAUGUACAAGAUGCGUUUCGCACGGUGUCAUCAGAAAGGGGCCCGCCGCUCUCCCCCUUACAAUCCUCUCCUACCCCCCAGCCCCUAACCACUUGCCUGACCUACGCACCAGGUCUCGCUACACACACCACACCACCCCAUCCCACCCAUUGCCUGUCUGCCUACACCAGCGACACAGCCCCCUCCACACUGCCAUUUCUCGUCGGUACCCCGCUGCUGAUCGUGCUCGUACUGGCGGGCACGGCCUUGUGUGGCCGCGCCCCGUUGACCGCUGCCCCGCCCAUCUUGCCCUCCCCCAUAAAUGCAUCCAGAUCCGCCAUGGCUCGGUCGGGGUCGAAGUCGUCCCCCGCCGCUCCGUUGAUGGCGGCCCCGUCCAGCUGUGAUGUGCUGAAGAAGUCGUCGUCGAUGCCGUUCUCCAGCUCGUGGUCGUCCUCAUCGUGGAUGGCGAACAGCUGGGGGCCGCCUGCUCCUACUGCUGAUGACGUGUGGGUGUGGGUGUGGGUGUCGGUGUGGUUGGUGCUGGCGGUGGUGGUGGUGCCGUUGGCCAGCUGGUGGUUGAGUGACGUGUAGAAGGGAGGGGGCGGGGGUGGGGGCUGGUGCAGCAGGGGGAUCGGUGGCGAGAGGUCAGCACGCGCUGACGGCUCUAUCUCCUCCUCGGUGCCGUCGAUGAAGUCGGCCAGGUUGUUGGCUUCGGCAGCCAUGGGCACGACCUCUAUGUUGUGCGAGUGCGGGUCGCCCCCAUACAUGUAGGUGUGGGUGUCAUGGUGGGGGUAGAAGGGGUUGGGGGGAGGGGGCUGCUGCGGCUGCGGCUGCUCGUGCGCCUUGGCGCCUAUCACACCCUCACCUGAAUGAUACACACACACAGAUAGAUACACAUCUUAGAAACCUGCCAUUGCCUUGCUCUGCUGCCGUCCGUUGUGUGUCCUCACUCACCAAUAUCGUCAAGCUCCUCAUCAAACUCGUCGAGGAAGCCCCUCCUCGCCCCCCUGCUAUCGGGCCCCAUUCCCAGACCCCCCGUCACGUGCACACUACUGCUACGACUCGAUGACGCCGAUACGGCGUUGCCCGGCGGGUACGUCAGCACACCAGACGAGCUGCUCGCCGGAUGGUCUUGCGGGGCCGGGGCGGUCUCGGGCACUGGUGGGGUGUCGAUGCGCACAUGGAGGGCGUCUGCCCUUGUGUGGGCGUGGCUGUGCGUGUGGGUAGUAUGGGUGCCCUCCUCGACGCCCUUCCAGUCGUCGUCUGUGUGGGGUGGUUGUGUCUGGGCGGGCUGUGGGCUCUGCUGCUGUGCGGAUGUGGUGGGCUUGAGCUCUGUCUUGUGCUGGGAGGGCUUGGGUGGCCGGUUGGACGAGCGGCCGUGACGAGACUUGGACUGAACACAAAACAACAGAGAGAGUCAAGGGAGCGCGAGCCGACAGAUCUGUGUGUUUUGUUCCCUCCCUCCCUCCCUCCCUCUCUCCUUACGUGUGUCGGGCUGUCCGAGUCGCCUCGCUUGCCACCACCCUGGCGCCGCUGGCUCAUGUACGCCAAUAUCUCAUCCUGACACACACCACACCACCACACGAAUCGACACGUCGUCAGCACGCACACGAGAUCUGGUCUGUCCCUCCGUGACCCGUUCGUUCACUGACCUGCGACAGCGCCUUGGGCUCCUCCUCUCCCUCCGAGUCCAUGACCACCCCCAUGGCGCCCUCCCUACUCGACGACGACCCAGCAGAUCCUCCCGCGCGCAUCUGCAUCGGUCCGACAUGCGCCGCAUCGUCGGUGUGGGUGAGGAGGCCGUCGAUCUCGAAGUCUUCGUGCUUGUCGGUGUAGGGGUUGCUCUUCUGCCCGGUGAGUGCGCCGCAUGCGCCUCGCCGCCGUCCGGACAUGCCAUACACGCAGUUGCACAGGCCCUUCAGGCGAUGGUACAGGUACAGAAACAUGAUGAGGGAUGGAGUCGUGCUCAACGAAGACGCCGAAACAGACGCGAAUCAGUG
Molecule: messenger RNA, 2599 nt
Organism: Vitrella brassicaformis
Lineage: Eukaryota; Vitrellaceae
Source: the annotation of a GenBank genome assembly